AUCUGUAGGAUCUGAUAAUGCUGCGUGAUGGAUUUGAUAUCCUGCUACCCAAGCUGGCUCGUGUCAUAGACAGACUUGCGAACUUUGCAGAGAAAUACGCUGACCUGCCGACUUUAGGCUUCACCCACUAUCAACCAGCUCAGCUGACUACAGUCGGGAAGCGUGCUUGUCUGUGGCUGCAGGAUCUGGUCAUGGACAUGCGUAAUCUUCAGCGUGCAAGAGAGGACCUGCGCUUCCGGGGCGUCAAAGGAACCACAGGCACUCAGGCCAGCUUCCUGCAGCUCUUCCAGGGGGAUCACGAGAAGGUGGAGGAGUUGGAUAGGAAGGUCACUGAGAUGACUGGUUUUAAAAAAUCAUACCUGGUGACGGGUCAGACGUACAGUCGUAAGGUGGAUAUCGACUCGCUCUGUGUGCUGGCCAGCCUCGGAGCCACAGUACAUAAGAUUUGCACUGAUAUCCGUCUGUUGGCUAAUCUGAAAGAAAUCGAGGAGCCGUUUGAGAAAGAGCAGAUUGGUUCCAGUGCCAUGCCGUACAAGAGAAACCCCAUGCGUGCGGAGCGCUGCUGCAGUCUUGCUCGUCACCUGAUGGCGCUGGUGUCAGACCCCCUGCAGACAGCAGCAGUGCAGUGGCUGGAAAGAACCCUGGACGACAGCGCUAACAGGAGGAUCUCAUUGCCUGAGUCCUUCCUCACAGCGGACAUCAUCCUCAGCACUCUGCAGAACAUCACUGAAGGACUGGUGGUGUAUCCUAAGGUGAUUGAGAGGCAUAUCCGUCAUGAGCUGCCCUUCAUGGCUACUGAAAACAUCAUCAUGGCCAUGGUGAAGGCUGGAGGAAACAGACAGGACUGCCAUGAGAAGAUUCGGGUGCUGUCCCAGAAAGCUGCGGCUGCAGUCAAACAGGAAGGGGGGGAUAAUGAACUGCUGGCUCGGGUUCAAGCUGAUCCAUAUUUCACCCCCAUACUCGGACAGCUGGACUCCAUACUGGACCCCAAAACCUUCAUCGGCCGAGCCCCACAACAGGUUACAAGGUUUUUGUCUGAGGAGGUCAGGCCUGUUCUAGAGCCAUACAAGAGUAAAAUGGAUGUCAAGACUGAACUACAGCUCUGAAACAAACACAUACGUGACACAUCAGAACAGUAUUACAAUAAAUAAGGUGUUCAA
This is a messenger RNA of Sinocyclocheilus anshuiensis, 1160 nucleotides long. Its product is annotated as adenylosuccinate lyase-like. The coding region runs from base 18 to 1106 and encodes 362 amino acids. NCBI's taxonomy places the organism in Eukaryota, Metazoa, Chordata, Actinopteri, Cypriniformes, Cyprinidae. The transcript is spliced from 11 exons. Gene Ontology annotation, cellular component: cytosol. Gene Ontology annotation, biological process: 'de novo' AMP biosynthetic process. The record is from RefSeq and is a predicted model, not a curated record. Gene Ontology annotation, molecular function: (S)-2-(5-amino-1-(5-phospho-D-ribosyl)imidazole-4-carboxamido) succinate lyase (fumarate-forming) activity; N6-(1,2-dicarboxyethyl)AMP AMP-lyase (fumarate-forming) activity.